CUACCUCCAAGGCAGCAAUAAUGGCAUCUUCUCCUCAAACUCAACUUCGAGGGUCGGUUUCACUUUCAGAACCAGUGGAAAGAAUGAUCGAGCAAAUCUGCAUAGAAAAGCAGCAGCCACCACCUGAUCAUUAUGCUCGCCAGAGGCUUUUUGAUAUUGGCGAAGAAAAAGCUUACGAAAUUGUGAGGAGGAUAUAUUACUCCAAGCAGCCCAUCCGGACUGAUCUCAGUCGCUACAUUACCUGGUUCGCCGACAGCCCUCAAAGUCCCAUUCGCCAGUCCUCUUCUCCUCCCUCCCCGCGCACGCCGCCACCCCAACUUCACGCCUGCUCUUCCCCUCCUAAGCGUGCUCUGCAUUUUCCUCCGCCUCCUCCCACUUGUUUUUCCCAAUGUGAUGAAAGCCCUUGUUCUCCGAUGUCAAAGCAGAAUAUGAGCUCUCCCUUACCGCAUCCUGAGAGUGCAAGCCCUUCACAGACUACUCACAAGUCAAUGUUUUGUUGUGAACCUGGCGUUGAAGAGAGCACAAGCACCCAGGAUAUCGGUUAUCAUUUUAAAGUCCUCAAUGAAAGCAGCUACCAGUUGACGGUCCUUAGUCAACUUGAGUUCAGAAAGUUCUUUCUAUUGUACUCUUACAUUGGGAGGAGCAAGUUGGAAGAGGUUAUAACUACCGACAAUGCCAAUAAGAUUUUAGAAAUGAAAAAUCUCCCAAUGGGGGUUUACGAGUCUUGCAUUUGGGAUAUGUGUGGAAAACAGUUAUGUGCUCCGUCAGAUAGAAUAGAGGUCAUCGAUUGGGACUCUGGGAAGACGCAUUUUUACUAUUGUCACGUUUAUCAAGAUGGAAGUUAUUGUUUCAAGGGACCUUACUUAAAGACCAUAAGAACUCACCUUCAAAGAGCGUUAGGAGAUGACAACGUGUUGAUUGUCAGGUUUGUUGAUAAUGGCAAAUGUAAUUCUGACAGGAUCAUUGAGGAUGGGAUUAUUGUUGGUUUGAGGCGCUACCGCUUUUUCGCUUUUAAAGAUGAAUGCAAAGAUGCCAAGAAGAAAAAAAAAGGAUUGGAGAAGAAUGAAACUCCUCUUUCUGCUUUUCCCAAGUGCUACUUCGUUCGAUUUGACUCUAUUGCUACUUCUAGCACUGAUGAGCCAUACCUUUUAUCUUCACUGGAAGUAAAUGAAGCAAGGCGCCUAUUUAUGGAUGUGAACAUGGUUUCUAGCAUGGCAAAAUACAUAGCAAGGUUUUCCCUGAUCUUGUCAAAGACGAUAAAACUUCCAGUGGAUCUUUCUUCUGUUGUCAUUGAUACAAUUCAAGAUACAGAAUGCCAUGAUGGGAAUAAUCAGCCUAUCAAAGAUGAUAAUGGAGGACCUCUUAUACAUACAGAUGGAACUGGUUUUAUCUCCGAAGAUUUAGCACUGAAGUGUCCGCAAGAUUUUGGUAGAGCAAAAUACAUAAAGGACAAGGAUUUUCAGAAGUUUCACAAUUUUGUCGGAUUCGUGGAUGCGCCAUUUGAAGUGAGAGGUACAGAAGCUGGGAAUAGGGACCCGCCUCUGUUGAUGCAGUGUCGUCUCUUCAGUCAAGGUCUUGCUGUUAAGGGAACUCUUCUUGUAAAUAAAACGCUUAAAGCAGGAACCAUUCAGAUUAGGCCCUCCAUGAUAAAGGUUCGGAAAGGUAGAAAAGGUCCCAUUGGGCAAACAUUUGACUCGCUGGAAAUUGUUGCAGUCAGUCAUAGACCGAGGAGGUGUCAUCUAUCAAAGUAUUUGAUUGCUCUUUUGAGCUACGGAGGCGUUCCCAGGACGUUUUUUGUGGAUCUAGUGACAAGUGUGUUGGAAGAGACAAAUGCUGUCUUCACAGAUAAGCGUGCUGCAUUCAAAGUUGCACUAAAUCAAGAAGGUUUUUAUGAUACUGGCGGUGCUCUAAGACUGUUGUUAGCUGGAAUCCCUCUUAAUGAGCCUCAUUUACAAAAACGUCUAUCUGAGUUGGCAAAUAAUGAAAGAACCCUAUUGAAAGAAGGAAAGAUCCCUAUUAGUGAAAGCUUUUACUUGAUGGGAACGGCUGAUCCUACUCCUACAGGCUUGUUGAAAGAAAAUGAAGUUUGUGUGGUCCUGGAUAAUGGUCAGGUAUCUGGGAAGGUUUUAGUUUACAGGAAUCCAGGUCUGCAUUUUGGGGAUGUCCAUGUCCUUGAAGCGGUUUAUGUGCCGGAGCUGGAGGAUAUAAUUGGCAAUGCCAAAUAUGGUAUAUUCUUCUCCACGAAAGGUCGGAGAUCUGUUGCUUCUGAAAUUGCAAAUGGAGACUUUGAUGGUGACAUGUAUUGGGUUUCUAGAAAUCCUCAGCUCUUAAAGUACUUCAGAGCAAGUCCACCAUGGACGCGUGUUUAUCCAAGUCCGCGAGCAGAGAGUAAGAAUCCAAAUGAAUAUUCAGCUGAACAAUUGGAGCAUGAGCUUUUUCGACAUUUUCUAAAGAAGCCAAGCUAUAAUAUGGCCGUUGCGGCUGAUAGUUGGCUAGCUUUUAUGGACCGUCUCUUGAUAUUGGGUGAUGACAAUGCCAAAGAGAAACAUGCUUUGAAAGAAAAUAUGCUUAAGUUGAUUGAUAUAUAUUAUGACGCGCUGGAUGCACCAAAACGUGGAACGAAGGUCAUUGUACCUGAGGAGUUGAAGGCAGAAAGAUUUCCCCAUUACAUGGGAAAGGAUGGUAGCUACCGUUCUUCUUCUGUGUUGGGUGACAUUUAUGAUAGAGCAGAGGCAUUUCAAUCUGAACAACGGUGUAUAGAUAUUGAAAAACUACCGUGUUUCGAUGUCGAAGUUCCCCAAAACUACUUGAGCUCUUGGAGACGAAGGUACAACGAGUAUCGAAAGGAGAUGACAGUGGCAAUGCAAAAGGAUGAUGAAUCUAGGAAUGAUGCUGCUGAUGACGUAAUCAAGAAAUACAAGCGGUUACUGUACGAAGCAGCAGAGUUUGAAGAAAGUCAGAAGGAUGUGCAGGAGAUCCACAAGGAGGCACUUGCAUUAUAUCAAGUAACCUAUGAGUAUGCCAUUAGCACAAAAGACGCAGGAAAAUGUGGGUUUGCCUGGAAAGCAGCAGGUUCUGCUCUCUUGAACUAUUUUGCUACUGGCAGAAACGAAAGACUCGUACCAGUUUCACCAUCUGCUCUGCGAGAACUGUUUUCUUAGCCUCUCUUGGUCUUUCGCAACUGGCUUCGAAAGCACUGACCCAACUAGGAGUGUAGUAAAAUGUUAAAGAGACCUACUGGUAUUAUGCCCCGAGUACAUCUCUAAAUAGCUCAUCCCUGAGCAAAGUAUUGCAAGGAGCCUCAGAAGUUCGUAUGUAUUUUUGUUGUGGCCUCAUCUUCCCUAAGCAACUAGUUGUUUGUUGUUGUGUAAAUUUCUGAGCUCCUAUAGCUUCUGUAAAUAUAGGGCUACGCUCAGACAGUCGCAUGCAUGUAUGUGUUGGAGAUCGCAGUGGGUCGGAUGAUGCCGUUGUCUAAGCACCUGCUUAUUAUUGCUAUAUCUUUCUGUGUCUGCCGGUGCUUUUGCAUUGGUAAAAUUUUCAGUAGCCUUUUGACCU
This is a messenger RNA of Coffea eugenioides, 3555 nucleotides long. Its product is annotated as probable RNA-dependent RNA polymerase 5. Gene Ontology annotation, biological process: siRNA processing. NCBI's taxonomy places the organism in Eukaryota, Viridiplantae, Streptophyta, Magnoliopsida, Gentianales, Rubiaceae. The transcript has 19 exons. The coding region runs from base 21 to 3161 and encodes 1046 amino acids. Gene Ontology annotation, molecular function: RNA-directed RNA polymerase activity. Gene Ontology annotation, cellular component: nuclear RNA-directed RNA polymerase complex. The record is from RefSeq and is a predicted model, not a curated record.